UCUAAGGUGCCUCACAGCGGGUUCCAUAGGAGUGCUCUGUUCUGAUGAUACUUCAUGGAAAUCAGAUUUCUACACUUGCAAUAUGGCCAGUUUCUGGUUUCUCCACAUUCUCUGCAUGUUUGUUUACAGGUAACCAUGGCGACUGAAAGCGAGCGUGUCAUGUGGGAGUCUCAGCUCGUAGCGUUCUUCCUUUUGCACAAUUUGGAAAAUGGCGGCUUUACCGGUAAUCAGAAUGCUACCCAGCGGACCUCCAGUGGUCUAGUUUAGUUUUCUCCACUGAACAGACUCUGAACUCUUUCUCCUCCAGUGGUCUAGUUUAGUUUUCUCCACUGAACACAGACUCUGAACUCUUUCUCCUCCAGUGGUCUAGUUUAGUUUUCUCCACUGGACAGACUCUGAACUCUUUCUCCUCCAGUGGUCUAGUUUAGUUUUCUCCACUGAACAGACUCUGAACUCUUUCUCCUCCAGUGGUCUAGUUUAGUUUUCUCCACUGAACAGACUCUGAACUCUUUCUCCUCCAGUGGUCUAGUUUAGUUUUCUCCACUGAACAGACUCUGAACUCUUUCUCCUGGACAGACUCUGAACUCUUUCUCCUGAACAGACUCUGAACUCUUUCACCUCCAGUGGUCUAGUUUAGUUUUCUCCACUGAACAGACUCUGAACUCUUUCUCCUCCAGUGGUCUAGUUUAGUUUUCUCCACUGAACAGACUCUGAACUCUUUCUCCUCCAGUGGUCUAGUUUAGUUUUCUCCACUGAACAGACUCUGAACCCUUUCUCCUCCAGUGGUCUAGUUUAGUUUUCUCCACUGGACAGACUCUGAACUCUUUCUCCUCCAGUGGUCUAGUUUAGUUUUCUCCACUGGACAGAGACCCUUUGGGGGGUCUGCAGUGGAGGAGCAGCGUUAGAGGUCUGCUGGAGCCCUCUCUGAGAGUAUUGCACUUCAGAGAACACUGCACGUGAUUUCUCUAUUAAAGAUGAUCUUAAGGUAGCAGGUAUAGUGUGGGACCCCCUGUGGAGCACAUCAUGGUGCUUUGGUUUAUUCCCAGAAAUGUGUGAUCACUGUUGUUAGAACUUUGAAGUGUUUGAAAGGUGCUUGCUGACUCUGCAGGCUCUCUUCUGAUUGGUCCUUUAAAGACUCAUUAAAGUGUGCUGGAUGGAGGAGAAGCAUUUUUCUCUGCUUCCACUGAGAGGGAGUGGUGCACCGCUCACAACAACAAACUCUCUCCUUUAAUUCACAUGCACGCGUGUGUGCACGUUACAUGUCCGCGUGCACAAAUGCGCACGCGCCUCCCGCCUCCUCCUCCUUCUGUAUUUCCGUAGUCCUGCAGAGUUUGGCGCGUGCAGAGCAGAAGGAGUUUACCCACAGAGGAGAGAGGAGCGCGCGCUGAUCACAGAGAACUGAAACAGGUAAACAGGUGGGCUCGUGCCAAACGCCUCUACACCUGGACUCCAGCUCUCCUGGGAUUUGAGGUCCUCUUUUAGGUCCUCAUGAUGAUGAGCCGCCCCGCUCUCUGACAGAGGGAGAUGAUGAUGAUGAAGAUGAUGAUGAAGGUUCUCAGUCUUUGACCAGAACCGGUCUAAGAUGCCACCGGGCCCCGGAGCUCGGCACGCGGCUCGGAUCGUGAAAAACCCGGGAUAACUAAACACAGACAAACACACGCAGGACGCCAGCACUGAACCCGAACCGAACCGGGUCGAGCUGAUCCGGGACAGAGAGCGGAGCGCCGGGGAGCAGAGAGAGGACAGGUGAUUUGGUGAAAUCAUCCUACCUGUCCUCCUUCAGGUCGGCAGGAUGCAGCUCCCGACCCUCCCCGUCCUGUCUGCGCUCCUGGUGCUGCUGUUGGCGGCAGGUCGCUGCACGGCGGCGGCGGCCCUGCUCAUGGGAGACGGACGCGCCAUGAUGGACAUGGUCGGCCGGUACACGAGGACGAGGCCGGUGGCGGGAUUCUCUGGACAUGGAGUUAAAACAGGAGAGAGAGAGAGCAGGUCACACAGCAGAGCAGAGGGUCACCACAGAGAUCCUCAACACAAGGACAAGUUCAUCACACACCUGACAGGUCCUCUCUACAUCAACCCAAAGUGCAGAAAACAUUUCCACAGACUGUACUACAACACCAGAGACUGCACAGUACCUACCUAUUAUAAAAGAUGUGCUCGUCUGCUGACUCGGUUGGCCAACAGCCCUCGCUGCUCGGAGAGAUAAACACUCUGCAGCCUCUGUUGACACAGAAGAAGAAGAAGAAGAAGACGAAGAAGAGGAAGAAGAAGAAGAAGAAGACGAAGACGAAGAAGAGGAAGUCCUCCAGCCAAUAGAAAGUCCUCUGAUUCUGUACCAGACUUCUGGAACUGCUCAGCGUUACAUCACACUCUGCACAUGCUCAGUCAGUUAUUCACUGAAGUUAAACAUUUUGAAACUCAAACUUGGGAAUCCAUCAUCUCCAACCCAAACUCUGUUAGCUUUAAGCUAACUCCACGUCUUGGAGACGGAUCAGGACUCUAGACAAAUCCUCAUCCUGAUGUAGUUAGUUCAGCAUCUCACAGCGUGUUCUCAUUAACAAGGUCCUCAGACCUGGACCUGGUACUGAUCCUAGCUAACAGGUCCUCAGACUGGGACCUGGUCCUG
Messenger RNA from Labrus bergylta (ballan wrasse), 2623 nucleotides. Its product is annotated as ALK and LTK ligand 1-like. Gene Ontology annotation, biological process: positive regulation of ERK5 cascade; positive regulation of ERK1 and ERK2 cascade. Gene Ontology annotation, molecular function: receptor tyrosine kinase binding; receptor signaling protein tyrosine kinase activator activity. The record is from RefSeq and is a predicted model, not a curated record. NCBI's taxonomy places the organism in Eukaryota, Metazoa, Chordata, Actinopteri, Labriformes, Labridae.